Aethina tumida (small hive beetle) is the source of this 2728-nucleotide messenger RNA. Its product is annotated as transcription factor Sp1. The record is from RefSeq and is a predicted model, not a curated record. Gene Ontology annotation, biological process: regulation of transcription by RNA polymerase II. The transcript has 7 exons. Lineage: Eukaryota; Metazoa; Arthropoda; Insecta; Coleoptera; Nitidulidae. Gene Ontology annotation, molecular function: RNA polymerase II cis-regulatory region sequence-specific DNA binding; DNA-binding transcription factor activity, RNA polymerase II-specific. The coding region runs from base 408 to 2399 and encodes 663 amino acids.
CCGCCGCUGGCUUAGAACGUCGGUUAGCGGAGGGAGAAGCGCGCAACGACCAGAACGUGCCCUCCCUACCCAAGCCAGUCCCAGAAUGGCGUGGUCUGCGUCCUAGUCGCCCAGCCUGUGAACGAUUAACUGGUCCGAAUCGCGUGCGAUUUUCGAAAAUCUUGGACUCACGAACUCACCACCCACCCACAACACAACCACCGCCGCCUCGUGCCAUCAACAAAUUGCACCGGAUCGGAUUCGAUUGCGUGUAAAUAACGUUUUUGUGUGUGCCAACGUGAAACUGGGUGUUCUGUCGAGUGGUAUCGACGUACGCUGUGCGGCGGAAAGCACGGUUCACAACGCACACACGUUACGGAACGUCGUCGUGAGAACGAUGUGCGAGUUUCCAAUAUCCGCGGGGAACGAUGACGACUGAGGUGACCACGGUGAAGAUCGAAACGGACGACUCAGGAUCUGGACAGCAGGAAGGUAAGCCUUCGCCCUUGGCCCUGCUAGCGGCCACCUGCAGCAAGAUAGGCCCGACCGCCCAACAACACCACAUCCAACAACAACAACAGCAACAACAGCAGCAGCAGCAACAGCUGCAACAACACACCAUCAUAGCGACGAACGCUGAACAACAGUCGCCGCACAGCGGCGCCCCCACCACCUUCGUGAUGUCGGCCACGUCGGCACCGGGUGGUAUCAAGGGGGUGCCGGUGGCGGCGGCCGCCACCGCCGGUCCGCAAGUUGUCAGCCUGCCGGUCGGGCUGCAACAGCAGCUACUGCAACAGCAGGUCGUGAACGCGGCCGCUGCGGCUGCCGCGGCCGGCCAGAACAUUGCAUACAACGUUAUGCAGCCCAUGCAGACCGUCACCGUCGACGGACAGGAGGCACUCUUCAUACCCGCCAUGUCGCUCGCAGGCGGGCAACAGCCGCAACAGAUAUUCAGUCCGGGUCAGAUAAUCCGGGCGCCCGGAGUCCUCCCGGCCAACCUCCAAAACCUGUCCACGGUGCAGCUGUCGAACGGCCAGAGCGUCGCAGUCCGCCCCUCACUGCCACAGGUCGUGCAGUUCCCGAUGCAACAGACAAUCCCCAUACAGGUGCCGAUCUCCUCCGGCAACGGCCAAACCAUCUACCAGACCAUACACUUCCCGGUGCAGCUGGCCGCCACGGCGACGAUGCCCAACAUAAUACAAGCGCAGCCGCAGCUCCUGCCCCAGAUGGCCAGCAUCAUAACGCCGAACGGGCAGCUGCAACAGGUGCAGAUAGCCACGGCGGCGACGGCGGCCACCUCGGUCGCCGCCCAGCACACGCCCACUUCCAUGACCCAGACGAUGACCACGGCCGACGGUCAGAACUUGACGCUGACCGGGCCGAACGGGCAACAGUUCACCGUCAUACCCACCACAGGGUUGCAGCAGGUCCGGGGCACCAACCUGGGCAACAUUAUUCAGGUGCCCAACAUCCAAACGAUACCUACCGUUCAAAAUAUUCCCGGUUUGGGAAAUGUGCAAGUGAUAACGCAACAAGCUCCCGCGACGCCUCAGAUCGCCGUUGGUCAGCACAUACAACAGGAUCCGAACGAUCCACACAAGUGGCAGGUGAUACCGAACGUGGCGACGGCACAAAGCGCCCAAUCACCCAUGGCCCCAGGUAUGGUGGUGACGACCACCACCGCCUCGCCUCAAGACGCGGGCGAGGCGACGCCCUCGGGCGAGAACAGCAACGACGGCAUGACGAAGAGGGUGCGGGUCGCCUGCACCUGUCCCAACUGCAAGGAAGGUGAACGACACUCCGACAGGAAGAAGCAGCACAUCUGUCACAUAGCCGGUUGCAACAAGGUGUACGGUAAGACGAGCCACCUACGCGCCCACCUCAGGUGGCACACGGGCGAACGUCCGUUCGUCUGCACGUGGCUGUUCUGCGGCAAACGAUUCACCAGGUCGGACGAGCUGCAGCGGCACAGGCGAACGCACACGGGGGAGAAGCGGUUCCAGUGUCACGAGUGCAGCAAGAAGUUUAUGCGGUCCGACCAUCUGAGCAAGCAUCUGCGCACCCACCAGAAGCAGCGGAUAACUAAGCACGAAGCUACAGACGAGGACGAGGAACAGUGGGAGGCGGAGCAAGGCGGCGAGCAGCAGCAGCAACAGGCGGCGCCGCAGGCGCAACAGCAGCCGCAGCAGCAAACGGGGCAGCAGCAACAGACGGCCGAUAACAUGGGGGCCAUGUGGAUUACGGACAGUAAAAACAACGUCAAAUAUGCCAUCACUACACACUUAAAUUACUCUCAGGAAGCUGCAACGUCGACCCAAUCGGCGUCGUCGGACAGUUCGAGCAACGAAGAAAAAAUGAUGAUAACAAUAAGUACGUCGGAAGCGGAGGAACUGAUAAUUGCGGAACAAUUAGACUGUUAAAUGUUGAAGUUUUUUAGUCAAUUCCGAUUCAGAAUUUUUAUACGAACUUUUUCUAUUCGCAAAAAGCCUAAAACACACGCACACAACCUUGUUAGAACUUGUUGAACUUCAAAUUUAGGUUCCUUUAGUAUUUUAAGUCUUCCUGUUAAUCAAGAUGACGCGACGGAUCUCAUUGUUUUUACACUUUUCUUUUUAAUGAUGGACAAGCAUUGUUUGAUGAUUUAAAUUUUAUGAUCCUGUUAUUUAUUUUAUUGUACAUAGACAUGUAUUUAAUAUGUAAAAAAGUGCCCUGUAAUAUAUUUUUAUAUAAAAGUACAGAUCAAUACGAA